CAACAUCCUCGUCAUCGUCGAUUCCAGAAUCAGAUAUGGAAACCACCGCAUAAACCCCGAACUGGCAAUCCCCUCGUUCACUCGGAGUCACAUUCGAACCUGUGGAGCAUGGAAACCGCCCUGCCCGCCCGUAUCGCCCGACAAGGUCAGGCCCAUCUGGAUCUUCAAUUCCCGCAGGCGUUAGCCAUGUGCAGCCUCACCGACCACCCUGGUAAUCAUGAAGGCUCUUUUCAUGGCUUAGCGCGAGCGGAGUAGCGAGCAGUCGGUCAUUGUUUCGUGGAGCGAGACUCAGCCUUCCAAAGGAAUAAAAAAGUGGGACAGUACGCUGGAGCAUCACAGACCUGUAUGAUGACCUACCAUUCUUGUAAUACAUAUCAAAGUUUAGGGAUUCGUGUAUCGUUAACUGUAUCAUAGUUUAUCGCAUAGGUCAACGGUAUGUCUAGAUCGUGCCAGUGUUUUGUAUUCGGGCCCCACAUAUAUGUAUGACCCGCUCUCUCACUUUCUAGGCACCGAAUAUAUUGAGAAAACUUCCUCGGGUCCCGGCACAUCGCCAGAGCAGUGCACUGUACUUUCCGGCAGUUCGCGACAGAUUGUGCUCAAUGGCACGGUCCAUGACACUAGGGACAAUUGUCGUUAAACACAAGUUCUAUGGUUUUCCGCCCCGUAAGCAAACGCCCGUAAGCACGCACUAAGCUUGAAUAUCCUUUAAGAAGCCUAAAAAAAGCACAACCCCGUUAAGACGUGAAACUGCGAAACGUUGAUGCUUAGUAGUAAAUGACGAUCUCGACAGAUAUACAGAUAAACUAGACUCUGUCCAUUUUGAUAUGGUCGCCAAGAUGUUCUCUGGUAAACGGACAGCAACAGCCAAGUGCAUGUGCGUGUGGUCGCGCGAACGUCUUCGACUGGUAUACAGAACUCGGGGUUACACAGAGCAUUAAAAAAAGUAUCUACUAUGUAUGUGCACGUUUUGUAAUCCCCGAUGACCUCCCCAAAUCCGAGCCAGUAUCCGUGCUUUAACAGCCCUCAAUUGUCUCUCAAGCGAGAUUACCUUGCGAAGAAACCCCUGCUGAGGCUGAACAGCCCUGGUCGCAAAAAGAGGGUGCAUUAUCAACCAUUGCGGCGGGUUUUUAGAUAAACAGAGUGCAUAUACUGCAUUUCUGACAGUAUCGCCUUCAAACGUCUGUCUUGAACUUCCCUCGCUUCGUGUUUUUCUCUUUUCUUUCUAAUUGUCGCUGUGACCGUUGUAGGGUCAAAUUUAAUCACGAUGUUGGCCCCCACAACCUGGUCCGCAACCACUGUCCUUACCUUUAUUCUUAUAUUCUCCUCCUUCGUUCAACAAAGCACAUCGACAUGCUUUGGCUGGGACGGCAAAGAACAAACCUCUGAAUGGCAGCCCUGCACAAGUGACUCGGGAGCCAUCACCACAUGCUGCGCGACCAACCGCAAAACUCCUUUUGGCGAAGAUCCCGGCAAAUUGAUGCAGAAUAGCGAUCGGUGCCUUUCCAAUGGACUCUGCCAGAACCGCCUGUACACAGCAGCUGGCUCCAACAGCCCCGUCUCCAACGAGACGUAUUGGCGUAAUGGAUGCACGGCGAAGGACAAAGACGAUAAAUCCUGUCUUAACACAGUUUGCGCCACAAACGGCAAAGAUUCUUGGGGCGGAGCCGCGAGGAUGACACCUUGCGACGGGUCCUCGAAUAGCCAAUAUUGGUGUUGCGGAGAUUCAACCAGUUGCUGUGGCAAGGAAAACCAAUGGGAGCUUCCUAAAGCCCUGGGAAUGGCUGUUCCGAUCAUGGGAAAGGCAGUCUCAUCGUCCGCGCCUUCUCCAUCUGCUUCUGAGUCGAAUUCUAUUAAACCAACAACUGUCGCCACUUCUUCAACCACCACCUCAACAGCAGUCACUUCUGCCACAAACUCGCCCCAAUCGAGCGAAAUUCCCCAUCAAUCAGCCGAGAAGCCACGUGAAUCUUCCGCCGCUACCUCAAAUCCACCGGCUGCCGCUUCGGGCGACCCAGGUCUCACUCCUGGGGCCAUCGCUGGUAUCACAAUCGCCAGCGUCAUUGCAGUCGCCGCAUUGAUCGCCAUCUUCUUCCUUAAGCGGCGCUGGGAUCAUAAGCGUUUCAAUCUCGAAGUAAAAGUAGUCAAAGCUCGAAAAGCGCAGGAGGUGAAAGAAAAUGCAGCCUACGACUACUGGGCUGAUAGAGUGGACACGAGCUCGCCGCCAUCGGAGAUGGGUACAAAUGAACGAACGCAUGAGCUGUACUCUGAACAUGCGCAUGAAAUUGGAGUAGACGUUGCUUGUCAACAGAUGAAAGAUGUAGUGUAA
Periconia digitata is the source of this 2326-nucleotide messenger RNA. The record is from the annotation of a GenBank genome assembly. NCBI's taxonomy places the organism in Eukaryota, Fungi, Ascomycota, Dothideomycetes, Pleosporales, Periconiaceae.